Hypomesus transpacificus is the source of this 4291-nucleotide messenger RNA. RefSeq names its product transmembrane and coiled-coil domain family 1a (gene tmcc1a). The transcript is spliced from 7 exons. The record is from RefSeq and is a predicted model, not a curated record. Lineage: Eukaryota; Metazoa; Chordata; Actinopteri; Osmeriformes; Osmeridae. Gene Ontology annotation, cellular component: endomembrane system. Bases 222 to 2279 code for a protein of 685 amino acids.
CCGACGCCAGCGUGGGAGAGGGAGGGUAAGCGACUUUCAGAAGAGGGGUGGACGACUGUCGGCAGUAUAGUUUUCACGUUGCUCAUGUGACCCAAGACACUGACGCAGGCUAGACAUUGUUGGGCUGAUGGUAGAUAGCGACAGUAGAUUACCUCCUGCUGUGCCAUCCAGACCCUCCCUGCCUGAGCCCCUCCCUCGGUGUGCCAGUGCUGCAGGCCUGCAUGCAGCAGGGCAGGGACAGGCUGCCAGAGGGUGGGGCCUCUGGCUCCAGAAGGGGCUCCUCCCCCUCAGGCCACCACGCCCUCUCCAAGGUCACUGAGAAUGCCAAGGAGAGCAUGGGAGUUCUGGGCCAGGGGCUCAAACAGCUGUUCCAGCAGCAGCGCAGACGCCUGUCCCUGUCUCGCUCCAACACCACCUCCUCCUCCCCUUCCUCCUCCUCCUCCUCCUCCUCAUCAGUGGUGUCAGUGGGCGGUGCGUCUCGGUACCCCGCUGAGGACACCCCUCCACCCCCGGCCCCCUGUCCUGAAUCUGACCUCCCCUCAUCUACUGUGGUUCCCCCCCUAGCUGGUCCUGGCUCGGCCCCAGUGGGGAUGAUGAGGAGAGGGACCAGCCUGCAGAGCCGGCUCAUUAAGGGCUCAGGGGGGGCCGGGUUGGGGUCUGGGUCAGGUGCCGGGACAGGGAGUGGAGAGCGGGACCCCCUCAGUAGAGGAAGCCCCCAGACCCUCCAUCGCCGCCAGACCCACGAUCCGUCCCAGCACGUCAGCCGCACUCGAUCGUCCUCCACCACGGACCCCACGCCCAGCAGCCCCAGUCCUGGCUACGCCCCCGGAGACGUGCUGCUGUCGCCAGGGUACCAGUCCACCGAGGAGACAGAGCGGAUCGACCGGUUGGAGGUGAGUGGGUUGGCUCAGACCCCUCUGUCCGUGUCGUGUGGGGCUGACGGCUCCUUCUCCGGGGCUGACGAUGGCACCCCAGACCCCCAGCGCACCAAGCAGGCCAUCGCCCAGCUGCAGCAGAAGAUCCUCAAGCUCACAGAGCAGAUCAAGAUCGAGCAGACUGCCAGGGAUGACAACGUGGCCGAGUACCUCAAACUGGCAAACAAUGCAGACAAGCAGCAGAGUGCCCGCAUUAAACAGGUGUUUGAGAAGAAGAACCAGAAGUCGGCCCAGACCAUCCAGCAGCUGCAGAGGAAGCUGGAGCACUACCACCGCAAGCUGCGUGAGGUGGAGCAUAACGGCAUCCCUCGACAGCCCAAGGAUGUGCUCCGGGACAUGCAGCAGGGGCUGAAGGACGUGGGGGCCAAGGUGACGGGCUUCAGUGAGGGGGUGGUGGACAGUGUGAAGGGGGGUCUCUCCAGCUUCUCUCAGGCCACGCACUCGGCUGCCGGGGCGGUGGUGUCCAAACCCCGCGAGAUCGCUUCGCUCAUCCGCAACAGGUUCGGCAGCGCCGACAACCUCCCCUCCCUCAAGGACUCUCUGGACGACCCUUCGGGGGAGGACGGGGUGACCGGCGGUGGGGGGCGCUCGUUGGGCAGCGCGGGACACCAUUUCCAGUCCAGUCCCAAGUACGGCAGCGAGGACGACUGCUCCAGUGCCACGUCAGGCUCAGCAGGGGCCAACAGCACCACGGGAGCCCCGGGGGGACCCCCCAGCUCCAAGGGCAACACCCUGGAGAGGAGCCAGAGCUCAGGCAUGGACAUGCUGCUGCAAGAGGUGCAGGAUCUGAGGGAGGGCCAGACACGCCUGGAGGAGAGUCUGGAGGGCCUGAAGAACCACUACCAGAGGGACUACACUGUCAUCAUGCAGGCCCUGCAGGAAGAACGCUUCAGGUGUGAGCGUCUGGAGGAGCAGCUGAAUGACCUGACAGAGCUUCACCAGAAUGAGAUCCUCAAUCUGAAGCAGGAGCUGGCCAGCAUGGAAGAGAAGAUAGCCUACCAGUCCUACGAGAGGGCUCGGGACAUACAGGAGGCGCUGGAGGCGUGUCAGACACGCAUCUCCAAGAUGGAGCUGCAGCAGCAGCAGCAGCAGGUGGUGCAGCUGGAGGGGCUGGAGAACGCCACGGCCCGCACCCUGCUGGGGAAGCUCAUCAACGUGCUGCUGGCCCUCAUGGCCGUGCUGCUGGUCUUCGUCUCCACCGUGGCCAACUGUGUCGUCCCCCUGAUGAAGACGCGCUCGCGCUCCUUCUCCACCCUCCUCCUUGUCCUCCUCUUCGCCUUCCUGUGGAGGAACUGGGACGCCCUCUCGGGAUACACACACCGAGCGCUGCAGCCCCCCAGAUGAUUGGGGCCAGGCGGGAAGUGUUCGCGUUGCUAAGGAGACGUCAAUGGUGUGACUUCUUGUCGCACACAGGAAGCCGGAGAGCCUAACUGCAAUAGGAUGUGAAGGCUGUCUCGUCGGGCUCUGAGGAUUUCUCCAAUCAGCUGUCACAGAUAUGCAGGAAUUGGAAGUAAACCAGAGCGAAAGAGACAAGGAGGGAAGAUCAGUGAACAGUCACAUGACUUUCCUUUGGAAAAGAAGAGACUUUGUUUACAUAUUUGGAGACAAGAUAUUAUAGUGUUCUUUUCCUCACAGGAUGCAAUGUCAUACUGGUUUUAUUUUUAGAGGUUAAUCAAGUAUAUUGUCUUUACAUUUUCUAAUAUUUCAUUUGAAACGUUAUUAUAUUCUGUACCAUGUAGCAUUAAGCUCCUCCCACUCUGCACAAAGAGGAGCUUGUCAGGAAACUGAUUGGCUAUUCACCUCAGGGGCUAACCAGCCCCUCUGUCGAGACAUGAACAUGUUAUUGGCUGCCUUCGGGAAAUGACUCACUACCGAGCUGUGAUUGGUAGAAAUGUGAAGGCAAACGUUCCUCAAACCUCUGCUACUUGAUUCUGAGACCAGACAGAACCUCAGAGAACCAUCCAUUUGCCAGAGUCAAAGGAAGGACGUUAAGUUGAGUGUCAUAAUGCAUACAGACUCCUUGUGCUUCCGUACUGUUUUACUAGAAAUGAUUUACGUUUUUAAGUCAACAAGACGAUUGAACUGUUUUAAAUAGGAGAGUGACAAACAUUAACUACAUAUAGAAUGUGGCACCAGAAAAGACAGAGGUUUGGGUAGACAACUUGCCACAAAACCACUGAAUAGGACCAUAGGGGCUAAUGUGAUAGCCCACACACUGUAUUAUCCAUUUGGUCCCAAAUGUGGUUUUUCUGAAUUGCUCGUUUUUAUUAACAUUUACAAAAUCCCAGCACCUUACAGCACCCUGUACCGGACCCCCUGGGGGUAUAGGAGAAUGUGAAAUGACGUAGGUCGUCCAUCCUGUAGAUGACACAGACUUGAUAGGUGGUGUCCUCAUGUCCUGCCAAAUUGGACCUCUAAAAUCUAGUUUGAAGGAAGGCUGAUUCAUAUCUACAUUAAUAGUUGUCUCCACUGCCAUGUCAAUUCAAUGCACUUACCUGUGUAGGAAUAUUCUGCAUCACACUUCUACUGUCGCUGCUGAGUGUUUCACUCCCACCCUUUGCCACCCUACCAUUCUUCAUGCCAAAACAGGGAGGGGCCUGUUAGGGGUCAGGUGUGCCAGAAGGAGACCUAGGUCAGGAACUGUCAAAGCAUGAGAACACAGCGUAGUCCUUCUGUGUGAACAGAAAGCACACGGUGCAGUAGUGCAUUCAUGACAUUUUUCAAGGUAAGGGCGAUGUAGUACUGUGAGAGACACAACCUCUGUGAUCAGGAUGUUGGGUAUUUAGAUGUGCAUGUCCUAACCCUGAUCCUGGUCUACAACUCAGUGUGCUGGCUCAGUAGAGUAUCAGUCUUAUCUUUAUUCAUCUGCUCCAGAGACAGUCCAGCUAAAGUCCACCAUGCUCCACAGAAGAUAACAGUAGGCCCAAUCAGUGGAAUUGUUGACCUGUACUUCCUAGUACUGUACACUGCUAGAGGACAAAGAUUGUAAUACACUUGAUAGAAAUUCCAUAUAUAGUUGUUGAUGCAUAGCCCUCCUUGAUACGGGUGGUGUUCAGGAUUAUAGUUAUUACUUUGGAACAGUUUUACAGAAUAGGAAUAAAUGGAAGUUAGUUGACACUGCAGUGGAUGUAGACUUAUUUAUGGCAUCCGAAUGAAUAUACACCCAGAAUGAAUAUUUUUCAUAUGUUGUGGUUGUGAACUCAGCCCAGUAGAGCUGCUCUCUGGCCCUGGUUAGACCUUGCAGUGACCUUUCUGAUGCAGCAUGGUAGGGUUGUGGAGCAAAACCACUCCAGUGCCUUCCAAUGUCCUUUUCUAAGUGUGGGAUAAUAAAAUAAAGUGCAUUCCUGACUAACUUA